CGGCUCGCCUUGACGUGCAGCAGCAACCCCCGACCGGGCUCAUGAGGUUCUACCCCAGUGCAGUGAGGUAAUCGCGUGGCCGGCAUGUCGUGCUGCUGCCCCGUCGAAGAAGCCACCCCGCCGCCAGAAGAUGAUUGUCUAACCGUGCGCAAGUGGUGGUGUUUUGUGUUAUCGAGUAUCUUUACGUUUCUAGCGGGCUUGUUGAUUGUUCUGGUGUGGAGGGCGUUUGCGUUUCUGUGCUGCCGGAAGGAACCCGAACUAUCUCCAAAUGACCCGAAACAGAAGGAACAGAAAAGUGCGAGGCAGGGCAAGCAGGAGUUCGAGGGGACUUUCAUGACCGAGGCCAAAGACUGGGCCGGAGAGUUGAUUUCUGGACAAACUACGACUGGCAGAAUUUUGGUUGUUUUGGUGUUCAUAUUAAGUAUAGCAUCGCUCAUUAUCUACUUCAUUGAUGCAUCAAGUGAGGUGUUUAUUGCUGCAAGUGACAAGUUAUGGUUCAUGCUGGAGAUGUACUCAUUUGUAGAUUAUUUCACAAUACCUCCGUCUUUUGUUUCCAUUUAUUUGGAUAGAACAUGGAUAGGUUUAAGGUUUCUUAGAGCAUUACGGCUGAUGACAGUGCCAGAUAUUUUGCAGUACCUCAAUAUUCUGAAGACUUCAAGUUCCAUUCGCCUUGCCCAACUGGUGUCUAUUUUCAUUUCUGUAUGGCUCACAGCGGCAGGUAUAAUCCAUUUGUUAGAAAACUCUGGUGAUCCUUUAGAAUUCAACAACGCUAACCAUUUGUCCUACUGGACUUGUGUAUACUUCCUCAUUGUCACCAUGUCCACUGUGGGAUAUGGAGAUGUGUACUGUCAGACCGUCCUUGGAAGAACAUUCCUUGUAUUCUUUCUACUAGUUGGCUUGAUAUCCACUCUAGUUCUAAUAAGAACAACUGUAUGUCUUUUUCAUGAUGCCACUAGAAAGAUAUUUUUCAUAUCUAUUCUAACAAAGUGUGUUCAAAAACAAAGUUAUAUACAUCAGCACAUUGUUGUCUGCGGGCACAUCACCUACGAAUCUGUAUCGCACUUCCUGAAAGAUUUCCUCCAUGAGGAUCGAGAGGAUGUGGAUGUGGAGGUGGUGUUCCUGCACAGGAAAGAGCCAGAUCUUGAGCUGGAAGGGCUGCUCAAACGGCACUACACAACUGUCGAGUUUUUUCAGGGAACUAUGAUGAAUGCUGUAGAUCUAGAGAGAGUUAAGGUACAUGAAGCAGAUGCAUGUUUGGUGCUAGCUAAUAAAUAUUGUCAAGAUCCUGAUGCAGAAGAUGCUGCAAAUAUUAUGCGAGUCAUAUCAAUAAAAAAUUAUUCAGAUGACAUACGUGUCAUCAUUCAACUAAUGCAGUACCAUAAUAAGGCCUAUUUAUUAAAUAUCCCAUCAUGGGACUGGAAGCAAGGUGAUGAUGUAAUAUGUUUAGCUGAGCUUAAGUUGGGUUUUAUUGCUCAAAGCUGCUUGGCUCCAGGGUUUUCUACUAUGAUGGCAAAUUUGUUUGCAAUGAGAUCAUUUAAAACAUCUCCAGAUACCCAAGCAUGGCAAAAUGACUAUCUUCAAGGAACUGGCUGUGAAAUGUACACUGAAACUCUUUCUCCAUCAUUCACCGGAAUGACAUUUCCUCAAGCAAGCGAGCUUUGUUUUACAAAAUUAAAACUCUUACUUCUGGCAAUUGAAAUCAAAGGGGAAGAUGGAAGCGAUAGUAAAAUUUCAAUUAAUCCUCGUGGAGUUAAGAUACAAGCAAACACGCAAGGUUUCUUCAUCGCCCAAUCUGCUGAUGAAGUCAAAAGUAAAUAUUUGAGAGCAAUUGUUCUUGACUAUAAGCUUGUGAACGAUAGUAAUGUACAGUUUUUGGACCAAGAUGAUGACGAUGAUCCUGACACCGAGUUGUACCUUACUCAACCUUUUGCUUGUGGCACAGCAUUUGCUGUCAGUGUCUUGGAUUCACUGAUGUCUACAACAUAUUUUAAUCAGAAUGCUCUCACAUUAAUACGCUCUCUUAUUACUGGAGGUCUGUACAGGUUUUCGUAUUGAUGCAGUUUGACCCAGGCCUGGAAUAUAAACCAAACCGUGGUGCGAGAGGGAAGGAUGACAACUCCUGACUGCUGCUAUGUAGCGCUCUCACUGAUGGACCAUACUCCUAUAUAUAAAUCACUUCAUGCUUUGUCUGCACUUGUUGCAUUUGCGGGUUAAUUACAUAAGGGAAAAAUAUCUCCAACUUCUUGACUACUCAAACUAAGAAAUUAACUCUGCAACUCUGAGAAAUGGUAUGCAAAUAAUUCAUAGCCAUUAAUUGUAUUGCAGUCAUAGAUACUGUCAAUCUGGAACCUCCAUGCAUGUUGUAAUGUAAUGUAAAAUAUAUUUCUACAUAGAAAACAAAAUUGUUGGAAACAGUAUCAAAUGAUGAUUGUUGCUUUUUAAUAGUUAAGAAUAGUGAAAAUUAAUCAUGGUUGAAUUCAUGAUUAAGAUAAAUUAUUUCCCUGUUAAUAUGCAACAAUCAUUGAAUGGCAUUUGUAUGUAUUACGUGGAUUACCACAUGAAAAGAUAAUGGUAAAGAAAAGCCCAAAGCCUACUUUAGAGGAAAUUGACUUUUUGUAUGCAUGGGUGUGUGUAUCUGAUUUUGUAAUUUCUGCCUUGUGUGUGUUUUUAAAACAAGUUGACUUUGAAAUGUAAGAAUGAAUGAGUAUUAAGCUUGAAUGUCAUCAGAUAUAGGAAAGCAUGUGUGAUAUCCUAAUCUUUUUCCUCAAACAUGGUACAAAUAAAACUAAUCAACAAGCAUGGAAAUGUAAAUUAUGAAUAAUUAUGUUGGACAGGCUCACUAAUUAUAGUCUUUCUGUAAUUUUGUCCAGAAGUAUAUUCAAAAUAGCUGGUUUGGUUGGCUGUGAUACCAAAAUAUCUUUUAAAUAUCUGCCCAAACCUAUUGUAACGUGUGUUAAUAUAACUCCGAACUUCCUGUCAUUUUUGAAACAAUUCAUCAAGGAAAAUAUGAGAUGCAUUUUUAAGAUGUACAUCAUAUAUGCAAACUAAUUUUUUAGCCUGAGUUCAAAUUUAUAUUUUGGAGCACUUCUUUUUUUGAUUAUCUGUCAAAAAAUAAUAAUUCAUCUUUUUCAUUAGAUAUUUCAAAUUGAAUUUUAUUUUGUCAAAUUAAUGGACAGUUCUUUAUUUUUCACGUGAUCAUCAUAAUUUUUACUCUAUCUUAUAUUUUGUUGAGUACAGAUACAAAAAAAUCUUUUCCCUGAAAUAUAUAAUAAUUGUAGUUCUGUAUCUUUAGCAAAUUUGCUUUUCCAUUAGAUGUUUUCUUCCAUUUGACUGUUUUUCUUCAGUAUUCGUAAUUCGAAUUAUGUUCCCUAAAUAUUUAAUUUGAAUGCCAGUGGCAGUGGAAGAGCCAUCAGUCGAACAAACUUUAUUAAUCUACAAUACUAGAUUACCGAAAGUCAAUUACAUGUUAUAGAGCUAUAUGCUCCUUGUAUUCUACAUUCUAAAUUUCAGGAACUUCUGUAUUGCAACAUACCUGUUGAACCCUUAAUUAUCUUCAGCUCUUAGUGAUGUAAAACAUAUUAUUGUGAAAUAUAUAUCAUUUUUCCAACCAAGACUUUGUAAAGCAAAUUAAAGACUAUCAACAUUGAUUUAGAUGGAGAAAUUGAUGAGCAAAAUAGAAUGAAAAUAUGGCUAUUUGUGUUUGUUUUUUUACUAUAGAUUACUUUGAUAAUAUUCUCUGAGUCACUUUGAUAUAUUGUCUAUGUGUGUAAUUCAGUAGACAAUCAGUUUUUUUAUGAGGCAUGUUUGUAUAUACCCUGUAUUCCAAAACUUGAAAACCAGUUUCCAAUCUAGUGUGUUCUCUUUUUUGCAAAAUUUGUAAUAAUUUUUCCAUUUUAUUUUGUUUAAUCACUUGAAGUUUUUUUUUCCUUCAGUAUAUUCCUCCAUCAUUUUUCUCUUGAACUUCUUGUAAUAUGACUUCUUUCUGCAUUUAUCUAUUAAUUUGUUUAUCUGCACAUUAUUGAGUCAAAUCUUUCAGCACAUUAUCUUCAUGUUUUGAAAUCAUUGCACUUUGCUGCACUACAAUAUUUUAAUUUUGUGUUGCCUUAAUAUUCAAGUCCUUCAACAUGUCAGAGUCAUUAAAGUCCUUAAAAUUUACAAUAACACUACAGUUUGAGAAAU
Gryllus bimaculatus (two-spotted cricket) is the source of this 4179-nucleotide messenger RNA. NCBI's taxonomy places the organism in Eukaryota, Metazoa, Arthropoda, Insecta, Orthoptera, Gryllidae. The record is from the annotation of a GenBank genome assembly.